CAUUCACCAUUUUUCAACGUUCAGGUAACUUUCAAAGUUAGUUUAAUGUUUCAAGAAAUACCCGCUUGCCAGUAUCUACCUCAACACGACUGUUAGCUAGCCGGAAUUGCCCCAACAACUUGAACCAGACCGCAUUGUUUACAUACGUUGCAUUUUUGGUGGCUUGUCCGUCUGAGAAUACAAAUUACGAAAUGUGCUCUUAAUCGUUUCUUCUGCUGAAUGCUAGCUACAAAUCGACAGAACCUAUUGCAGUCUCGAGAACAGCCCUGCAAUAUAAUGGCAUUUCAUGGGUCUAUCCGGCCGACUGUAUGUGGUAACUUGUUCCCUAGCUCAGAGGUAGGCCACAAGUAUUUCUGUGUUAACACCACCACCACCGGUUCUACCUCUACCGGCCUCAGCGCCACUCCAAAUCCCAGCGCCCCAAACGCACCAACUGGGACACCCCGACACCCAACAUCUCUUGGAGGUAGCACAGGCGGAGGAGCAGCCGUUCCACAACCUCAUAGCAGCCCCGCCAGUGAAGUGCCAAGUCCGGCCGAGAUGGAACCCGACAGACCUAUUGGCUACGGAGCAUUUGGGGUCGUUUGGUCCGUGACAGAUCCUCGUGACGGACGGAAGGUCGCUCUGAAGAAGAUGCCUAACGUCUUCCAGAACUUGGUCUCUUGCAAGCGGGUUUUCAGAGAACUCCGCAUGCUGUGUUUCUUCAAACAUGAUAACGUGUUGUCGGCUUUAGACAUCCUACAGCCUCCACAGAUUGACUGCUUUGAAGAAAUCUAUGUGAUCACAGAGCUGAUGCAGAGCGAUCUACAUAAAGUCAUCGUUUCUCCUCAGCCCCUCACAACUGAUCACAUCAAGGUGUUCCUCUACCAGAUACUCAGGGGUCUGAAGUACCUGCACUCUGCUGGAAUCCUGCACAGAGACAUCAAACCUGGAAACCUCCUGGUAAACAGCAACUGUCUGCUGAAGAUCUGUGAUUUUGGGCUGGCCCGAGUAGAGGAGCCGGACCCGUCGCGUCACAUGACCCAGGAGGUGGUGACUCAGUACUACAGGGCUCCGGAGGUACUGAUGGGAAGCCGACAUUACGACUCUGCCAUCGAUAUCUGGUCCGUGGGCUGCAUCUUUGCCGAGCUGCUGGGCCGAAGGAUCCUCUUCCAGGCCCAGAGUCCCAUUCAGCAGUUGGAUCUGAUCACUGAUCUUUUGGGCACUCCUCCUCUCUCUGCUAUGGCGUCGGCAUGUGAGGGGGCGCGGGCUCACAUUUUGAGAGGACCCCACAAACCGCCUUCACUCUCUGUUCUCUACAUGUUGUCGGAUGGAGCUACCCACGAGGCCGUUCACCUGCUAUGCCGAAUGCUGGUCUUUGAUCCUGCCAAGAGAAUCUCGGGCAGCGACGCCCUGUCUCACCCGUACCUGGACGAGGGUCGUCUGCGGUAUCACACCUGUAUGUGCCAAUGCUGUUACUCAGUGCCCAGCGGGCGUGUGUACACCCGCGACUUCGAGCCGCCGGCAGACAGGCCCUUCAGUCACAGUUAUGAGGACAGCAUGCUCUCCGUGUGGCAGGGCAAAGAACUGAUCCAUCGUUUCAUCACGGAGCAUCAGCAGGGCAAACGCGUUCCUCUCUGUAUCAACCCUCAGAGUGCUGCCUUCAAAACCUUCAUCAGGUCUACUGCCUGGCAUUCCUCAAAAGUCUCCCGAAAAGAGGAAAGAUGAAGAGCAUAGUUGAAAACAGAGGGAAUCAUGGGAAAUGAAGUUCAUUAGAGGAGAAGGUGUGGCCUGGAGGUGAUUGACUCAGUCGAUUUGGGUUCUUACUGGAGUGACAGGGGUCUGAAUUACAAGGCCCACUGGCCUCAUGACACACAGCGUUAGAUUUUACAGACCCUCCC
Chanos chanos (milkfish) is the source of this 1880-nucleotide messenger RNA. It is a transcript of the gene nlk1, whose product is annotated as nemo-like kinase, type 1. Gene Ontology annotation, biological process: protein phosphorylation. The transcript has 11 exons. The record is from RefSeq and is a predicted model, not a curated record. Gene Ontology annotation, molecular function: MAP kinase activity; ATP binding. NCBI's taxonomy places the organism in Eukaryota, Metazoa, Chordata, Actinopteri, Gonorynchiformes, Chanidae. Bases 220 to 1707 code for a protein of 495 amino acids.